This is a messenger RNA of Menidia menidia (Atlantic silverside), 2036 nucleotides long. NCBI's taxonomy places the organism in Eukaryota, Metazoa, Chordata, Actinopteri, Atheriniformes, Atherinopsidae. The record is from the annotation of a GenBank genome assembly.
UGCCUCCCCGAUCAAAACUCAUUUUUAUACUAACUAAGACAUUUGUCACCUCCAAAUGGUUAUAUUGUACUGUUGCAAAAGAAAGUUAGCAGCAAAGACCCACUCUGCUCUAUGUCAGCUGAUCAAUGCCCUGUCUUGUUUUUUGCAAAAAGUAAAGUUUAACUUCUAAAUAAACACCGUUUCAAUCAAUAAAGCCUCCCUUCCCCCACAUGUGGAACAACUCUCUGACAUUUCCAGUUUGGACCCUGACAUCAUGACGACUAUUCUGAUUCUAUUUGUUUUUAUGAAUUUGGAUACGAUUCUGAAGACAGGACACUGCACGGAUACACGAGACCAAGUUUUAUCUAUCACCCCCACAACUCAAAAACAGGUAGACAUCUUGAAGAAUGUGUCAUCCCAUUACGAGACAGCACUAUGGCAGCCUGUUUCUCCUGAAUACAUCAAAGAAGAAACCCAAGUCCACCUCUUUGUUCCCGGAAACAGCUCUGGGAUUAUCAAGAAUCUGCUGAGAACACACGGCAUAACACACGAGUAUGCUAUCUAUGACUGGAUAAACAGGACUACACAUGACAACCCAGACACAGUUAAACUCAUCCUGGUUGGCUCCUCCUAUGAAAAGCGUCCGCUUUAUGCCCUAAAGCUUUCUUUAAAUAACAGGCCAAAUAAAAAAGCCAUGUGGAUUGACUGUGGUAUCCAUGCCAGAGAGUGGGUUGCUCCUGCUUUCUGCCUAUGGUUCGUUCACCAUUCGUUGUCAUUUUACAAAGUUAACAAAGACAUUACCCACAUCCUGGACAACUUGGACGUCUACGUCCUGCCUGUCUUGAACCCCGAUGGAUACAAAUACACGUGGACAAAAAACAGGAUGUGGAGGAAGAACCGAUCCCAAAAUAAUGCCAAUAACUGCAUUGGAGUAGAUCUGAACAGAAACUUUGAUGCCAACUGGUGCACGGAGGGAGCCUCACAUGACCCCUGCUCUGAGAUCUACUGUGGUUCUUUCCCCGAGUCUGAGCCAGAGUCACAGGCCGUGGCCGACUUCCUCCGCAGUAACAAAGAUUUGGUUCAGCUCUACCUCAGCAUCCACUCCUAUUCUCAGAUGCUCCUAUUUCCAUAUUCCUGCACCCUUGAAGAAGCAGAGAAUCACAGCGAUUUGCUUGAAAUGGCCCAAGAAGCUGCGCAGGCAAUCAGAAGAUAUUACAGAAACACUUACAGCUAUGGUCCUGGAGGAAAGACCAUAUACUUGGCUCCAGGUGGUAGUGAUGACUGGGCGUACAACCUUGGCAUCAAAUACUCCUUCACAUUUGAGCUGCAGGACCGUGGACGCUAUGGCUUCCUGUUGCCAACAUCUCACAUUUCCAGAGCCUGCAACGAAGCCUUAAUUGCUGUAAAGAUAAUUGCAUUGAAGGUUAUAGAGAAAACACAGGCUGCAACAAGUUCCCCACAAACUGUGUAAGGAGGAACAACUGGAACAACAUUUUCCAAUUUCUUCAGAAGUUCAGUGAAGCGGAGCUAUAGCAUGUCAUUAUAUAAAUAUAUAUAUAUAAUCACACUGAAUUGACACUGAAUAAGUAAAACUAAUAUUUUACUAAAAUAUGUUAACAUGCCAUUGUUAUUGAUAAUGUUUUAGAUCUCAUAAAAAUGUUUCCACACAACAUACAGUAAUACAUGUGCAAUACAAUGUCAUAUUAUAAUAUUUUUAAAGAGCAUAAAAUAAACAAACUUUACUGUUGAUUUUGUAAUUUAUUUUUGCAGGAACUGUACACAGAAGAGAAAAUAACAGCACUUGCAUGGAUUUCUCGUCAUAAAAAAAGUAAUGAAUCCUCAGUUUUUAGCAUGCAGUCUUUUAAGUGAAAUUGUGUUUCAGAAUUGUUUAACUGUUAAAUUACUAUUGAGGCCUAUUAAACUGAACAUUAGAGGUAAAAUGUAUUGCAAAAGUGUGCUAAAAUCAUCAGGGUUUUACAAUUCAUAAUCCAUUGAGAUGCUAUCCUUGAUAAAUAAGCUCAAAUAAAAAAGGUUAUUGGUGUCAUCCUGAUCAUACA